AUGGAACCCUCCACCUACAUCUACAACCUCCCCACGUCCUACCUCCCCUAUCCCGAAAGCCGGUUGUUCUGGGCCACCCGCAUGGCCAACCUACACCUAGCCUUUGACCUCAUCCGCCGCUUCAAACUCAACACUCCGCGGCACAUCGCAUCAUGGGAGGAAUUUCUACUCCAUGUCCCUCACCCAGAGAGCCAUCCCAUCCAUGUCCAAGAAUGGCCGAUGAAGGGCGUCAACAACUUGUUGGUCAUCAUGGAGACUCUACGAAGUAUUUGCAAGUCACCGAUCUUUGCGUUCGAAGGGUUGUUUAUCCUUGAGCCGUGGGCGUUGUGGUACUUGGCUGCGGCGAUGGCGCAGACUUGGACGAGGGAUCCGGUGGGGCUGAUUAGCGGGGUGCCGGAAGACGUGUCAACUGAGGAGCUGCAGAGGUUGACGAAGGAGCUUCAUGUGGAGAUUCGGAAAGUGAGCACCAAAAUCUGGGUUGCCAAUUUUGCCUAUUAUCAAUAUAUUCUCUGUUAUCGAUGGCACGACGUCCAAAUUGGAAAUAUGAAGGAUAGCUACGACGGAGGCCAUCAAGAUGCAACUGAACAUCAGGAGUAUGUGGAAGACGUGGAAGACGUGGAAGACGUGGAAGACGUGGAAGACGUGGAAGACGUGGAAGACGUGGAAGACGUGGAAGACGUGGAAGACGUGGAAGACGUGGAAGACGUGGAAGAUGUGGAAGACAACGUGGAACACGAUGCGCAAACAGGCGUGCAGGAUGAAAAGGCAACGGAGGUACGAAGUGACAAGGACCACGACAGUGGCUAUUGGAGUAUGGAAGAGGAGACUCAGGAGGAUGGCAAUAACGCUGACGAUGACGAUGAUACCUCUAGUGACGAUGAAGCGGUGUUGACUCCUUCCACAGAAUCGGACGUCGGAGAGACGGAGUGUCGUCAAGAGCGUGAGUGGCCUCGAGAGCUUGAGUGGCAUCCAGGAUUUGGACCUUAUUCGAAGAUCGACUGCCUGAUCCAAGACGCCAAUAAGGCCAUUGGUGCUCUCCGUGGCUUCAAGCUUGACCCUCAUCUACAGACUAACUGUCGUCCGAUGUAG
Messenger RNA from Neurospora tetrasperma FGSC 2508, 1089 nucleotides. RefSeq lists its product as uncharacterized. Lineage: Eukaryota; Fungi; Ascomycota; Sordariomycetes; Sordariales; Sordariaceae. Bases 1 to 1089 code for a protein of 362 amino acids. The transcript has 2 exons. The record is from RefSeq and is a predicted model, not a curated record.